AGGUGAACGCAAGCAGAGAGAACGUUUGCUGCAUGCAAACCGGUCGGACACCGGCUCCUGGUACAACCAGCCGAAAAAAAGACCGUUUUUAUUGUCGUCUUUAUUAGAGAACAUUGUUAAAAUUAUAAAGAACAGUUUAAUAGACGUUCGAAAGAACGUUAUUUAUUUUCUCGUAUAUUCAUGGCGUCGUUCUGAUAAAAACUCGUCUCUUAUUCAUGAACGAAAUUCGUCAUUAUCGUCGUCAUUGUCCUCAUCGUUGUCGUUGUCGUUGUCGUUGUUAUAUUACGUUCGAUUAUUUUUCUCAUCGAUCAGGUUCUUCAUGUGUUGGGCGUGGAUGCAAGAUUCAUCAUCAUACACGCGUUCACGACAACUCGUACGAAGGUCGACGACCGUUGUUCGUUUAAAAUCGUCGUUCAAACAAUGACCAUAAUGCGAAUUUUGAAAUAUAACUGAUCCAUGACUACAAUGAGAAUCUGAAGAAAGUAAUGGUGUACUUUCCGAUCCGCUAUCAUGUUGCUUUUAAAUAUAUUAAAAAAAAAAAAACAUGUCCAUCGCAGUGAACAGUCUAUCAGUGGAGACCAAAGUGUACGAAGGCCAAAAGCCGGGUACAUCUGGACUUCGAAAAGCUGUUCGGGUUUUUCAACAGGAACAUUACACUGAAAAUUUUAUCCAAGCGAUACUCGAUGCUUUGGGUUCUCAAUGUGUCGGAUGUACUCUUGUUGUUGGUGGUGAUGGACGUUAUUAUGGGAAAGAUGCUGUUAAAAAGAUUAUUAGAAUCACUGCGGCCAAUGGGGUAAGAAGGUUAAUAGUUGGACAAAAUGGGAUCCUUUCUACACCAGCUGUAUCUGCUAUAAUACGUAAAUACAAAACACAAGGAGGAAUAGUGUUAACUGCAUCGCAUAAUCCUGGUGGUCCUAAUGCUGAUUUUGGAAUAAAAUUUAAUUGUGAAAAUGGAGGACCUGCCCCAGAUGGAGUAACAAAUGAAAUUUAUGAAAUCACUAAAACGCUCAAAAGUUAUAAAAUAAUACCUGAGAUAAACGUAGAUAUUGAUAAAAUUCAAAACGUUUCUAUUCAAGUUGAUGGGAAACCAUUUGAUAUUGAUAUAAUAGAUUCUGUAAAUGAUUACUUAGAGCUUAUGAAAAACAUUUUUGAUUUUGCUAGUAUUAAAAGUUUAUUGCAAGGAAGCAAACAAAGACCAGCUUUCAAGGUCCUUAUUAAUGGAAUGAAUGGAGUUACGGGACCUUAUAUAAAACGUAUAUUCAGUGAUGAAUUAGGUGUGGAUAAUUCAAGUCUUGUUAAUAUAACUCCAUUAGAAGAUUUUGGAGGACUUCAUCCUGAUCCAAAUUUAACUUAUGCAAUAGAUUUGGUAAACGCCAUGAAAAAUAAUCCUAAAAAUGAUUUUGGAGCUGCUUUUGAUGGAGAUGGAGAUAGAAAUAUGAUACUAGGAAAAAAUGCAUUCUUUGUAACACCUACUGAUUCAUUAGCAGUAUUGGCUGCUAAUUUGACAUUAAUUCCUUAUUUUCAAAAGACCGGCGUUAAAGGUUAUGCAAGAUCUAUGCCAACAGGUGCUGCUGUAGAUAGAGUAGCUCUUAAAGGUGGAGUUACAUGUUUUGAAGUACCUACUGGUUGGAAGUAUUUUGGAAAUUUGAUGGAUGCUGGUCGUCUAUCACUUUGUGGAGAAGAAAGCUUUGGUACAGGUUCUGAUCAUAUACGCGAAAAAGAUGGUAUAUGGGCUUGUCUUGCAUGGCUCAAUGUUAUCGCAAAGCUUGGGAAAUCUGUUCAAGACGUAUUAUUAGAUCAUUGGAAAAGUUAUGGACGCAAUUUCUUUACAAGAUAUGACUAUGAGAAUUGUGAAGUAGAAAAUGCAAAUAAAGUGAUACAGGAGGUCGAAACUGCAAUUCAAAAAGCAGGAUUUGUUGGUACAACAUUAUCCUCUGGAAAUAAAACUUAUACUGUCAAACUUGCAGACAAUUACUCAUAUACUGAUCCUAUUGAUGGAAGUCAAGCCAAUAAACAGGGCCUACGGAUAUUAUUUGAAGAUGGUUCUCGUAUAAUAUAUCGUUUAUCCGGAACUGGAAGUUCGGGAGCAACGAUUCGUUUAUAUAUUGAUAGCUACGAAAAUGAUCCAUCUGUUUAUGAAAAAGAUGCUCAACAAAUUUUAAAACCGUUAGUUAACAUUGCAUUAGAUUUAAGUAAAUUAUCUCAGCAUACUGGACGCGAUGCGCCAACUGUCAUUACAUAAAGAGGUAAUGCAUAUUGUUCUCAUUACAAUAUUUCUAGGUUACAGUUUUACUCAUAAUUUCAUCAUAAAAAAGUAAAACUGUUUGUGAAUAUAAAACAACUUGUGCCAUUUUAUUAUUAUAAUUAGGACGGAUUAACAUUGGAAAAUUUCAUUGUCCAUUAUUUAGUAAUCUUUCCAUUUUUAUACAGAUUUUUACUUACAUUAAUAUAAAAGCAAUAUAUUAAUGUCUUGUUAUAAUAGUACACUAUUCAUAUAGUGUCAUAAUCAUUGUGUUAAUGUAUCAUUAAACUUAAAACUUAAUGAGUAAAGGUAUUAAUGAUACUAUAACUUAGAUACAUUUUUCGAAUUAAACAAUUUCUUACACCAAAUAAAAAUUAGGAAAAAAAGAAAACAAUAGAAAUGUUUUGUUACAAUAUAAAAAUAAUCUCAUAACAUCGUACUACUGCAAAAUUAUUCGACUAUUCUUUUAUUUAGCUUUUAUUAUAUUAGUAUGCACGUAUUUAAAAAUAUUAAUUUUAUAAAACAAAUAAGUUUUACAUUAAUAUAGAAGAAGUCGACACUAAAAUUCGCAUUUUAAUACAAAUCUCAUUAAUUAUAUUCAAUUAAUAACCGUUGUACACAAGUAAUGUAAUGUAAAUUUCUUGGUGUAAAUUUUGAUUAUAUUAGUAGUAAUUGCUACUAGUGAUAUAUGAUUAGUAAAUGGUUCAAUGACAUCUGACACGGAUAUUAAGUUUAAAUUAUACUAUAUCUUCUUACAAAACCAAUAAAAAUACAUUUAUGAAUAAAUAUAUACUGAAAGAUGAACACACAGUUACUAUAAAAAGCAUUAAUUAUGGAAGUUGAAAAUAUAUGUGAAAGUAUCUUACGGAAUGAAUAGUAAAAUAUAUAGUUUCCUCUAAUAAUUAAUUCAUAUUUUGUAAUAGUAUAUAAUAAAGACAUAAAGUUAUAAUUGAUACAUAGAUUCUAUUAACUAUAAAAACUGCACUCAAUGCACUAUUAUUUAUCUGUUACAACAAUAAUAAAAUUAAAACCGUGUUACUUGUCAGUUUACUAAAUCAUUUGAACUAAUAUGAACUAUUAAAUCUAUAGAACGUAUAAUUACGUAUUUUGUUUAUUUUAUUGCUGUAUAUUAUAUUAGAUAUUCUUUAUAUAUUAGUAACAAUUAUUUAUGAAUACAAAGUUUUAUGUUGUAUUUAUCAUGCUUCACUUAUGUGAUUAUUUAAAAAAAAAAAAAAAAAAAAUACAAAAAAAUAAAAAAAAAAUCAAAAAAAAAUAUCCGACAC
Messenger RNA from Vespa velutina, 3525 nucleotides. RefSeq names its product phosphoglucomutase (gene Pgm1). The transcript has 9 exons. Gene Ontology annotation, biological process: carbohydrate metabolic process. Gene Ontology annotation, molecular function: phosphoglucomutase activity; magnesium ion binding. The record is from RefSeq and is a predicted model, not a curated record. Lineage: Eukaryota; Metazoa; Arthropoda; Insecta; Hymenoptera; Vespidae. Gene Ontology annotation, cellular component: cytosol. Bases 545 to 2242 code for a protein of 565 amino acids.